AUGUCAAUUAAAGGGUUUAAAUCUGCCGCUAUAUUUGACGAGAUAAAAACCAAUGUUUCUAAUGAAAAACUUAAAGAAGAUGCUAUUAAAAAGGUCAAAGCCACAUUUGAAUUAAAAAUAAAGAAUUCAGAAGGAAAGGAACAAAUUUGGACCUUAGAUCUGAAGAAGGAAGGCUCUAUUCAAACGGGAAAAGGUUCUGCUAAACCCGAUAUCAUUAUGGAAAUGGAUGAUGACACUUUUGUACAAUUAGCUUCAGGGAAAUUGAAUGGUCAAAAGGCUUUCUUGUCGAGUAAACUCAAGAUCAAGGGCAAUAUGAUGUUGGCCACUAAAUUAGAUGGCGUAUUAAAGAGUUUGACAGGUCCUAAAGCCAAAUUGUAA
Molecule: messenger RNA, 378 nt
Organism: Dentiscutata heterogama
Lineage: Eukaryota; Fungi; Glomeromycota; Glomeromycetes; Diversisporales; Gigasporaceae
Source: the annotation of a GenBank genome assembly